GCGGGGGGGCGCGGCGCCGGCUGCUUUCCUGCACGCGGCUGGCCUCGAGACUGCACGAGCGGGCGGCCAGGGGGGCGAGCGGCUUGCGCGCGGGGCCGCGGGCAGACGAGGCCGGCCGGACUUCCGAAAGUGGAGCGAGCUCCGAGUUUUGGAGAUGCUGGAGGGAAAAGCUCCUCCGAGAUGAGUGUGGCCCCCUGGCUCGUGGUAGCCGCCAGGUUUCUCUAACGCCAUGGCGCGGACUGGAGUGAGAAACCGCUGUCUGUCGCUGGCUGCAAAGUGAGGGAGAAGCAGGCUGCGGGCCGUCCCAGCACGACAUGGAGCCCUGCGGAGACCUCGAGACGCCCCUCGGGGAACCUUCUGGCCCCGGGGGACGGGCAGUUGAGGACGAGGCCCUGGGCGAAGACACUGGGGAGCGGUGGAGCCCCGAGUGCCAUCUGCAGAGAAAAUUGGCGGACCCCAGCCACAGUGAACAGCAAGAUCGAAACAGAGUUUCGGAAGAACUUAUCAUGGUUGUCCAAGAAAUGAAAAAAUGCUUCCCCUCGGAGAGACGCAAUAAACCAAGCACUCUAGAUGCCCUCAACUAUGCCCUCCGCUGUGUCCACAGCGUGCAAGCAAACAGUGAGUUUUUCCAGAUUCUCAGUCAAAAUGGAGCACCUCAGGCAGAUGUGACCAUGUACAGUCUUGAGGAGCUGGCCACUAUUGCUUCAGAACACACUUCCAAAAACACAGAUACCUUUGUGGCAGUAUUUUCAUUUCUGUCUGGAAGGUUAGUGCACAUUUCUGAACAGGCUGCUUUGAUCCUGAAUCAUAAGAAAGAUGUCCUGGCUUCUUCUCACUUUGUUGACCUGCUUGCCCCUCAAGACGUGAGGGUGUUCUAUGCACACACUGCAAGAGCUCAGCUUCCCUUCUGGAACAACUGGACCCAAAGAGCAGCUCCACGGUAUGAAUGUGCUCCGGUGAAACCCUUUUUCUGCAGGAUCCGUGGAGGUGAAGACAGAGAGCAAGAGAAGCGUCCCUCCCCAUUCCGGAUCAUCCCUUAUCUGAUUCAUGUCCAUCACCCUGCCCAGCCAGAAUCGGAAUCGGAGCCUUGCUGUCUCACUGUGGUUGAAAAGAUUCACUCUGGUUACGAAGCUCCUCGAAUCCCGGUGAAUAAAAGAAUCUUUACCACAACACACACCCCAGGGUGUGUUUUUCUUGAAGUAGAUGAAAGAGCAGUGCCUUUGCUGGGUUACCUACCUCAGGACCUGAUUGGAACGUCGAUCUUAACCUACCUGCACCCUGAAGAUCGUUCUCUGAUGGUUGCCAUACACCAAAAAGUCUUGAAGUAUGCAGGGCAUCCUCCCUUUGAACACUCUCCCAUUCGAUUCUGUACUCAAAAUGGAGACUACAUCAUACUGGAUUCCAGUUGGUCCAGCUUCGUGAAUCCCUGGACCAGGAAGGUUUCUUUCGUCAUUGGUCGGCAUAAAGUUCGAACGAGCCCACUAAAUGAGGAUGUUUUUGCUACCAAAAUUAAAAAGAUGAACAAUAAUGACAAAGACAUAACAGAAUUACAAGAACAAAUUUACAAACUUCUCUUACAGCCAGUUCACGUGAGUGUGUCCAGCGGCUAUGGGAGCCUGGGAAGCAGUGGGUCACAGGAGCAGCUUGUCAGCAUGGCCUCCUCCAGUGAGGCCAGUGGGCAAUGUGUGGAGGAGACAAAGGCGGAGCAGAUGACCUUGCAGCAGGUCUAUGCCAGUGUCAACAAAAUUAAGAUUCGGGGUCAGCAGCUCUACAUUGAGUCAAGGACCAAAUCAUCCGUCAAGCCAGUGACGGGGACGUGCACAGAACCGAACGGUGGUGGUGACUAUACGGCCUGUACUUCCUUCCACCAAACACUGAAAAAUAAUAGCACGUACACUGAGCCUCACGAGGAUUGGAGGAACGAAGAGCACAGCCCGUCCUAUCAGCAGAUUAACUGUAUCGACAAUGUCAUCAGAUACCUAAAGAGCUACAAUAUUCCAGCUUUGAAAAGAAAGUGUAUCUCCUGUACAAAUACAACUUCUUCAUCCUCAGAAGAAGACAAACAGAACCACAAAGUGGAUGAUGUCCAAGCCUUACAAGCUGGUUUGCAAAUCCCAGCCAUACCCAAGCCAGAAAUGCCAACAAAUGGAUGGUCCACAGACGCAGGAGGAGGAGCUCCACAGAUCCUGUCCACGACAGUGCUGAGCUUGGGGUCGGGCAUGAGCCAGUGUGGUUACAGCAGCACCACUGUCCAUGUCCCACCCCCAGAGACAGCCAGGGAUGCCACCCUCAUGUGUGAGCCCUGGACCCUGAACAUGCAGCCAGCCUCUUUGACCUCAGAAGAAUUUCAACACGUGGGGCUCACUGCGGCUGUUCUGUCGGCACACACCCAGAAGGAAGAGCAGAAUUAUGUUGAUAAAUUCCGAGAAAAGAUCCUGUCAUCACCCUACAGCUCCUAUCUUCAGCAAGAAAGCAGGAGCAAAGCCAAAUAUUCAUAUUUUCAAGGAGAUUCGUCUUCCAAGCAGACUCGGUCGGCCGGCUGCAGGAAAGGGAAGCACAAGCGGAAGAAGCUGCUGGAGCCACCGGCCAGCAGCAGCUCGAACACAGGCUCCGGUCCCCGCAGGGGAGCGCAUCUGAACGCACUGCCCUGCUGCCCCUCCGCGGCCUCUUCUCCGCACUCCUCAGGCCCGACCUUCCCACCUGCCGCCAUGGUACCCAGCCAGGCCCCCUGUCUCGUCCCGGCGUUUCCGCUCCCAGCCGUGACCUGUCCCGGAAGAGAAUAUGCCGCCCCCGGAAGUGCGCCGGAAGUCCUGCUUGGGCCGUCCGCGUCCAAGGACCUGCAGACUUGCCCAGCUUUCCUUUCUCCUUACUUGGCUACUUUUAUGACGGUUUUCCUGCCUGACCCCUCUGUCUGCUCUCUGUUGUCGCCGUCGUUCUUUCCACGUCCAUUCCUGGGGGUGACAGCCUCUUCUGCAAUAUCACCCUCCAUGUCGGCCAUGACUCCAAACCUGGACCCACCCCCUUCAGUCACCAACCAAAGGAGAGAGGAGGAAAAGUGGGAGGCACAAAGCGAGGGGCACCCAUUCAUUUCCUCCAGGAGCAGCUCGCCCUUGCAGUUAAACUUACUUCAGGAAGAGAUGCCCAGACCCUCUGAAUCUCCAGAUGAGAUAAGAAGGAACAGGUGCCCACAAGCUGAGUAUCAGUGUGUUAUAGGCAACAGUAGCAGUGAGGGCAGUCCUGCUACUACCCCCACACUGUCCACGGGAUCACCUCCCAGGGAGACUCCAUCGCAUCCUACUGCCGGCGUGCUGUCCCCAGGGUCACCUCCCAGGGAAACUCCAUCACGUCCUACUGCCAGCGUGCUGUCCCCAGGGUCACCUCCCAGGGAGACUCCAUCGCAUCCUACUGCCGGCGUGCUGUCCCGAGGGUCACCUCCCAGGGAGACUCCAUCCAGAACUGGUUCUUCAGCAUCAGGAAGCAGCGACUGCAGUAUAUACUUUACUAGUAGUGCUUAUUCUUCUGAAAUCCCCCAAAAUGGGCAGCAAUCUCAGGAUGUACAGAAAAAAGAAAUAUUUCCCAGUGUCACCGAAGAGUCCAUCUGGAGAAUGAUACAGCAGACACCUGAGUGCAUUCUCAUGACGUAUCAGGUACCUGAGAGAGUUAAAGAAGUUGUACUAAAAGAAGACCUAGAAAGGCUAGAGAGUAUGAAGCAGCAGCAGCCCCAGUUUUCUCAUGGGCAACAGGAGGAGCUGGCCAAGGUGUAUAAUUGGAUUCAAAGCCAGGCUAUCCCUCAGGAAAUUGACGUUCAAGCCUGUGACACUUGCGAAAGUGCAGAUUCAGCGGAUGACGUGGCCACAUCCAGUGGUCAGGCAGAAGACAGCAGUUGAGCGACUGAGGAUGAACCUUCGUACCCUUUCCAAGACAUGUUACACAAACAGAGCUUUUUAAGUCCUGGACUUUUAAAUAUUUGACCAUAAAGUUAUCAGUGAAUGUUAAGAUUUUUUCUUCUUGAUAUUUUAACACACAUAAUCUUUUUGAAGCAGGCAUUGUGUACAAAGUCUUUCUUCUCUUUGUUCCUGAUCCAUUAAAAUGGCCAAUGAGGCUCUUUCUCAAGUUGAGCUGUCUUCUAAAGAGACUGGAUGGCCUGUAAAGAGGUAUGUGGAUCUCUGGUUCAGAUGUCACCCAGAGUAAAUUAUAAUUAGAAGUCUAGCUAGAAUGAGCCCCAGACCUUAGCGUGAUUUAUUUUGUCCUGUUACAUCAGUCACUUUCACCUUAGAGUGCUUGAAGAACUCCCGUCUACAGGUCGUAUACUUUUCAUAAUGGUUUGCAUAAAUGUAGUACAUUCAUGUAGGCUUUGUUCAACCUGGUGUUCCCCUGCUUUAGAUAAAACAUUCCGGUUUUCUCACAGCACAUUAGCACAUAUUGUCCAUUAGCAUAUCUGGGAUAACCAGGUUUUGAGGGUUGAAUUUUGACCUUCAUCCUUGCAGAUGCCUUUCCUACUGAUCUUCCACCUUCCAGUGAAAUUCUGAAAGUCGUGUCUUAAACAUUGAUCAGCUUACCAUAGGCGUAUUCUUUUGAGAGCUUAAGUUAGCAUUUACAUGUGUAAUGUGAAAAUGAAAGAGCUGCUUAUUCGACCAAUGGUGUUGCCCUUUUGAAUGUUUUUGUUUAACUGUAAAAAGUUUCACAAGUAAUGUAAAAGCUAGUAACCUUCUUGUAUACUUCUGUGUUUAAAUGUUCAUUCUUACCAAAACUAACAGUUAACUCUUUCUUUCCAAUCAAUUUAUACAAGAGGUCACUCCAGCCCUACCAGAGGUCUGAUUGGCUCUGCCUUUGUUUGCCCUUGAACAGGGUAAGUGUCAUGGGGAUUGCACAGGAGAAAACGUCAAGGCAAGCUCAGUUGUCCUUCCCACGGGGCCUUGCAGUUCCUGCAGUCAGUGCUUUCUAUGGCGGUUGUAGUUGUGUCUUUUGAGAAGUGAGUGUGAUUGUUUAAUUGAUAAAUCAGCUCACUCUCUGGUGCUCUUUAGAGAAGUCACUGAUUCCUUCUCAAACUUGGAAUGAUACAUGAAAUUCACACCCCUGGAAGUCAGGAAAAAAAAUACAAAAUGAAGGUUACAGUAACCUUUUGUCUUUAUAUAACUUGCAACAAACUAACUUAUUUUUUGUCUUCCCUUUUUUUUUGUUUUUGUUUUUGUUUUUUGUGGUGGUUUUAGGGAAAUGCUUCUUUCUCCUUUGAAGUGUUACAGCUUUUUGUAAACGCAUCCUGAUAAUGAUUAGGAAAAUCAACCUUUUUAUCCACGAGGACCAUCCCCGUAGCUCAGAUUUUCUUUCGAACUACUGGUUUUCUGGAUGAUAAUUCCAUCUUAAGGUGUCAGAACUAUUUUCACAUGCUGCCUCUGACAGUCCCUGAAUUUUCUGAUAUUAAGCAGUUCCAUGCAGAUAUUCCCGUUUUAUAAAUAGCUCUCAUAUUCUGCUCCAUCUUGAUACUUAAGUGAUUUCUGAAGCCUUUGUGUGUUGAUCAGGUUGUGUGGUAUUUUUGCUUGAAGAAAAAAUCAAAUUUGAAACAACCAGCCGGUAGAUUGUCUGUCAGUGAUCUUCUGUAGUAAUAAAGUUUUUGCUUCUGUAAAUAAAAGCAGUAUCUGUAGCCAUCAGGAUCAUUGUGCAUUCGUAGACGCCUAUUUUAAGCCUUAUGUUCUCUAAUAGAAGCCUUUCUUUUCCAUCGUUUCUGGAUAGCUGUAUUAUCCAAACGUGCUCAUUUCUUUGCCUUAGUACACAUUUUCUGGAGUACAUGUUAUACGAGGUUUUAUUGGAAACUGGUGCUUGUCACAGAACUGUCAGAGCAUGAGGAGCGCUCCUGUUGUGGGGGGACAUGUCCAUGCACUCGGGUUGCACCUGCUGCUGGCGGUGAGCAGGGGGCUCAGCAGCUGGACCACCGCCCCCCGAGGGGGCUCUCCCCACUUUAAACUUUGUUAUUCAAAUUUAUUAACUUUUUAUAUUAAUGACUAUAGAAAAUGGAAGUAAAAAUGUAUGUUGUAGGCUUCAGCGUUUACAUAAAUGUUAUUCAGAAGCUGUAUUUUCUUUGGUCAGAGGUCAAGAUUUAUGAAAAACAAGAUGCUGUAUGAACGGAAUCGUUUUGCAAUUGAGUGAAACUUCAUUAUAAUUCACAGUGUAUAUUUAAUCAAAAUUGAAAUUUUGUUUCAACUGAAUGUAUAAUUCUGAAUUUGUUUUUAAUCAUAAGUAAUAUUUGAAUUGGAUGUCUUUUUAAGUAAAAACAAUAAACUGUGUACAUGUAAAACGUGAG
Messenger RNA from Saimiri boliviensis boliviensis (Bolivian squirrel monkey), 6298 nucleotides. RefSeq names its product period circadian regulator 3 (gene PER3). Gene Ontology annotation, cellular component: cytoplasm; nucleus. The record is from RefSeq and is a predicted model, not a curated record. Gene Ontology annotation, molecular function: transcription cis-regulatory region binding; transcription corepressor binding. Gene Ontology annotation, biological process: circadian regulation of gene expression; entrainment of circadian clock by photoperiod; negative regulation of transcription by RNA polymerase II. Lineage: Eukaryota; Metazoa; Chordata; Mammalia; Primates; Cebidae.